Molecule: messenger RNA, 2119 nt
Organism: Perca flavescens (yellow perch)
Lineage: Eukaryota; Metazoa; Chordata; Actinopteri; Perciformes; Percidae
Product: Krueppel-like factor 10
Exons: 4
Coding region: 177-1565 (462 amino acids)
Biological process (GO): regulation of transcription by RNA polymerase II
Molecular function (GO): DNA-binding transcription factor activity, RNA polymerase II-specific; RNA polymerase II cis-regulatory region sequence-specific DNA binding
Source: RefSeq, a predicted model, not a curated record
UUUUCCCCACCGCGUUUGAAACGAUGAAUGGCAACGAGGCUGCGGAGGUAACUGGGACACAAACAUCCCAUUUGGUCUCAAGUGUUCACACGAGACGGAAGGACGAGUAGAGCCUACUCAGCAGGUAAACCGGGCUCCAGAACACGUCACACAGACCCACAUAAGAUAGUUGCAACAUGGAAGUUGAGGAGCUCCACUCAGACAUCCAGGGUGAAUCCCAGCCUGCUCCUUUGGGUGCAGGUGACAUGGAGGCUGUGCAGGCUCUGAUGUCCAUGACUAAGCACUGGACCAGGAGCUUCAGGCUCAGACACUUCAGACCCUUGACUCCGUCCUCAGACUGCUCAGAGGAUGACUCCGUCCCCUUUGGGUCUGCUGUGCUACUGGACUCUCCUUUGUGUAUGACACCGCCAUACAGUCCACCCACCUUUGAGGCCACCCAUCCGCCCUCAGGGGCAACCUUCCAUCAACCUGCAGCAGCUGGUAGUCCAAGCUGGCAGCCAAUAGAGACUCAUCUGCACACACACACUGCUGCUUCUCAGCAACGGUUCCACUGCACCAGUGUCAUCCGUCACACAUCAGAUGUCCAUCCUGUCUCCAGGGAAGACAGACUUACUCAAGUUCCCACAAAAGACUUUAAAAGAGAAUUGAGCUCUGAAUAUGGACUAAACAGUAGAGAGUCCGAGGGGAGCUCUGGAAUACAGUCGGACUCUAAUGCAGCCAUGCCACAGGAAUCCUUUACCGUGACUGUGCCAAAUAUGCUUGACGCCAGUCGGACCAAGAUGAGUCUUUUAGGCCUGGAUGAUAAAUCCAAUACGUCUCAGGCUGUCUCCUCUGUCCGGGCUGGAUCCGGGGUCUGUCCUGCGCCUGUCUACUGCCAGAUUCUUCCUGUCUCUUGUCCUUCCUCCACUGUCACAGCCUCUCAGAGCCAGAAGCAACACCUAAAACCUGUCCCAUCAGCAGCCACCACUGCACUACAACAGGCACAAACACAAGCAGCUUCUCCUGCCCAUGUCAUCCUCCUGGGGGGUCAGGGGCCAAAAGGCCCCGUAAUGCUCCUCGUCCCUCGGCCGGCUGUUCCUACACUCUACGUGCAGCCAGCACUGGUGACCCCUGGUGGCACCAAACUAGCAGCCAUCGCCCCCGCGCCCGGUCGUGUCGUGUUGGAGCAAAGAGAAAAGCCUCCGCAGCCAGAAGUGUCCCGUGUACGCAGUCAUGUUUGUCCUCAUGAGGACUGCUGCAAAACCUACUUCAAGAGCUCCCACCUCAAAGCCCACAUGAGGACACACACAGGUGAGAAGCCCUUCAAGUGCAAGUGGGAGGGCUGCGAGAGGCGAUUCGCUCGCUCCGACGAGCUGUCUCGCCACCGGCGUACCCACACGGGAGAGAAAAGGUUUGCCUGUCCCGUGUGCCUCAGCCGCUUCAUGCGUAGCGACCACCUCGCCAAGCACGCCCGGCGACACCUUGCAGAGAGGAAGACGCCCCGCUGGACACCCGGUCUGCUGACCUCACUGCUUCCACAACACUCAGUCUGUCUUCAGCGAACUCUCUCGGAGACAUCCCGAUGAGACACCAAAGGGUGAAAAUGAAUGUGAGGCUUGGUGAGCCUCCAACAGUGCACUAGUUUUCAGUUCUGCGUCGUUCAACUGUUGAACAACGCAGAACUGAAAACUAGAUUAGGUUGCAAGUCUUUGCUGCUUUAUUCCUUAAUAAUUAUGGUCGUAUCUGAACAAGUUCAUGAGACCGUUUCACUGAAAAUAGCCACUAUUAUGUGAAUCGAUUACCAGAUUUCAUUCUUUAAGAUGAUUUGUUUUGGAAUUUUAGUCCUUUUUAUUUUGAAUGGACAGGUGAAGACAGGAAAGGGGGGAGAGAGGGAAUGACACGCCGCAAAGGGCCGCAGGUCGGAAUCAAACUAGCGGCCGCUAGACUGAGCCUUUGUACAUGGAGGCACACGCUCAUCCAGCUGAGCUAACAGGGCUUUGGAACACUUUAAUGCUAAACAUAUUCACUUUGCAAUGCCGUUUGACCAAAAAAUGUUGAAUAUUGUUCCUUUGUGCCAUACAAGAAUCUGUUAUAAAACUAUUUUGCACACUUAUUUCUUUAUUAAACCUGAACACAUGUA